Raphanus sativus (radish) is the source of this 848-nucleotide messenger RNA. RefSeq lists its product as uncharacterized. NCBI's taxonomy places the organism in Eukaryota, Viridiplantae, Streptophyta, Magnoliopsida, Brassicales, Brassicaceae. Gene Ontology annotation, biological process: regulation of gene expression. The record is from RefSeq and is a predicted model, not a curated record. Gene Ontology annotation, molecular function: RNA nuclease activity. Gene Ontology annotation, cellular component: peroxisome. Bases 193 to 681 code for a protein of 162 amino acids. The transcript is spliced from 3 exons.
AAAGGUGUGAUGGAAAACGACAAACAUACUUGGCGAGACUCGGAUAACAUACCUAUGCGUAUGACAAAUGUCACAAGAUUAAGAAGGGUCCAUGUAGUUGCUAUAUAUAAAAGAGAGACAGCCGAGGGGUUAUCGUCGUCGUUCAUCAUCCUCACAAAACCCUAGAAGUUUCAACCUUUUUGCUAACAAACCAUGGCUUUGUUCUCCGCACCUUACGACACUGCUGCGACAGGAGUCUUCUUGGACAUAGACGAAUGUAAGAUCCCCGAGGAACUCACUGCAGCUGACAUCGUACCGAGGAUUAGACAGAAACUGUUGGAUGUUGGUCUACGUGGUCCUCCUGCUUCGAUCCGGAUUUAUGGUGAUUUGACUGGUCUUGACUUCCAAUCCCCGGAUCUAAAGCUCAAUCAAUUUCACGCAGGAGAGAAACGUGCUAAGAUGACGAAAAUAUUGGAGGACAUUGUUUCGUGGUCAGGUGAGAAUCCAGAACCAUCGGUAGGAGUACUAGUCUUGGGAGACUUAGAAGUCGCAGAUGAUGCUGACAUCGCCGAGGUUAUUCAACUUCUCCAGACUCGGAAAAAUUAUCAGUUUAUCCUUGUCUCUCCAGAAUCUCCACCCCCACCUCCUCCUCCAACUGUGGUGAUGAUUCUGAGCUCUGUUCCUCCUCGUGAUGGACUCUAGUUGUUGUUUUUAUCUAGCAAGUAUUAAUGAACUCUUUUUUAAUGAACUUUUUGAAGAGAAAUAAGUAGAGUAUUUGUUGUUAGUAAAUGUUUGGAUAAUCAAAUCCUCUUUUGGAAACUUAUGUUAUGUCUCGGAAAGCAAAAUAUAAUUAAUUAUUAGAUUUUUAA